CUAAAACAUAAUACAGUGCAAACAAACCAAACCAACCACCCACAGAUAACAGUACAUACAAGCAAGCGUCGUCAGGCAGGCCGGGUCAAUAUCAAUAGGGCAGGUAGGUACAGGGGGAGCAAGCGGAGAUGGGUCGGGGUCACAGGCCAGGUUCAGCAGGUAGCAAGCAGCGUGGUACAGAGGGUCAGGCAGAGGGAUGGUCAGGAGCGAGCCGGGAUCAGAGCAGGAGAAGUCAGCAGUGGUUCAGAUCAGGCAGGGUCAGCAAAGGAACAGAAACAGGAUGCAGGACAGAUACAGGGCCCAGGACAAACACAACACCAAGGCAGAGUCUGCAAGUCUGGCCAU
Staurois parvus is the source of this 345-nucleotide messenger RNA. The record is from the annotation of a GenBank genome assembly. NCBI's taxonomy places the organism in Eukaryota, Metazoa, Chordata, Amphibia, Anura, Ranidae.